Messenger RNA from Dioscorea cayenensis subsp. rotundata (Guinea yam), 1461 nucleotides. Its product is annotated as casein kinase II subunit beta-1-like. The transcript has 5 exons. Bases 223 to 1077 code for a protein of 284 amino acids. The record is from RefSeq and is a predicted model, not a curated record. Gene Ontology annotation, molecular function: protein kinase regulator activity. Gene Ontology annotation, cellular component: cytoplasm; protein kinase CK2 complex. Lineage: Eukaryota; Viridiplantae; Streptophyta; Magnoliopsida; Dioscoreales; Dioscoreaceae.
AUCUCCCCGCCCGCCUUCUCUCGAUUCUGACGAACCCCAUGGUCUCCGCCCGUGAUCCAAAACCCUAGAAAUCUCCAGCCUCCAACGAAACCCUAGACUCAAACCCUCCAUCAAUUCUUUCCCCCCUUUCCUUUGAUCGUCGCUGCCUUUGUUGCUCAUGGUUUGCGUGCUUUUUCCUUGAAGAUCUUGAUGAAGGCUUUGUAUUGAUUCGAGUCUUUAGAUAUGUAUAGGGAUCGAGGAGUGAACGGCUCAAAGCCGGAAGCCAGCCCUUUGGACAGGAAGAGGAUCAACAAUGUCCUUGAUAGGCACUUGGAGCGGGCCUCGUCGUCGACCACGAAGGGUUUGAAUGGUAAGGAGAAGGAGCGGCUCCCCCUGACGUUGCCUGCCGCUGGGAAGCGCCCGGACCACCGCGACCAGCAUCCUUCCCUUUCUAAGAACAAGUGCUCCGAGGACGAAUCUGAUACUGACAGUGAAGAGUCAGAUGUUAGUGGUUCUGAUGGAGAGGACACUUCUUGGAUUUCUUGGUUUUGUAACCUGAAAGGGAAUGAGUUCUUUUGUGAAAUUGAUGAGGAGUAUAUACAAGAUGAUUUCAACCUAUGUGGACUGAGCGGUCAAGUUCCCUACUAUGAUUAUGCUCUUGAUCUGAUAUUGGAUGUUGAAUCCUCCCAUGGUGAUAUGCUCACUGAGGAACAAAAUGAGAUGAUUGAGUCUGCGGCAGAGAUGCUGUAUGGUUUGAUUCAUGUCCGAUACAUACUAACUGGUAGAGGGAUGGCUGCAAUGCUAGAGAAGUUUAAGAACUAUGAUUUUGGAAGAUGCCCUAGGGUGCAUUGUUCCAGCCAGCCCUGCCUUCCAGUGGGUCAAUCUGACAUUCCUCGCUCGAGCACAGUAAAGAUAUACUGUCCCAAAUGUGAAGAUAUACAUUACCCAAGGUCCAAAUACCAAGGCAAUAUUGAUGGGGCGUAUUUUGGAACUACUUUUCCUCAUUUAUUUCUGAUGACCUAUGGGCACCUCAAUCCGCAGAAACCUUCUCAACAAUAUGUUCCAAGAGUUUUUGGUUUUAAAGUUAGAAAGACCUAAAAUUGAAGGUAAGGUUGACUGAGCAUAGCAUUUCCCUGGGCAGGUUGCUGCUCAUAUAUUGAAGGAGAUCAUCUGGAACGACGAGGACCCUGAUUUGCUACCGGUGUAUCUCAACCAUUCUGUUUUCCACACUUGCCCUCACCUAAGUUUGGUCCAUCUUUAUUAAAACUAUUUUAGGGCUGAGAUUUCUUUGCAAUUCAUUUUUAACCUAUUUUAUCAAUUUCAAUCUUGUCAUUCUUAUUCCACCCAUGAGUGUAUGCAAAUCCUGUUGAGUUGAUUGUCUUCCUUGCAUUGAAAUUAUUUCUUGUUGUAUUGAGUAUGCAUCCGGAAAAAAAAAAAAGAAAACCUAGGAAAUACUAUUGGUGCUUUCUUAAGCCCUUUUGC